AUGCAGAUAUAUGAGUUAAAAAAUGUGAAUCCUAUGUCGACGACAUCUGUGAAAACGAAAUCUUCUUCGUUGAAGUCUUCUGUUAAGUCAUCCAUCUCAACUUCACAAUCAGAGACUACAUCUUCAUCCAAACUCUUGAGUUUGACGACACAAACGAGCAGUCUAAAGUCUUCGUCGAUUUCCAAAUCUUCUUCUUCUAGCUCAACCAACCCCAUUUCUAGUAUAUCAACAGUCCCUACAAUUUCCACGACGAACAACAUACUAUCUACCUCUCUUCCACCAAUUAUCGAAAUACCAUCCACCGCUAAAUCAUUCGGUUUACCUCCCGACCCUCCAACUAUUCCUCCAAUCGUUGGUCCUACAGGCACAGAAAGUUACAUUCUACCAUCGGGUACUUCCGCUUACCCGAGUGAACUAUCAACUCCCACCUCAUCAUUCGGCUUGCCUCCCGAUCCUCCAACUAUUCCUCCUAUCGUUGGUCCCACUGGUUCCAACAGUUACAUUCAACCGUCAGGUACCUUUGCUUACCCUAGUGAAGUUUCUCCUACAGGUAAAUCCAAUCCUUGGGCAUCUCUAACACUUGAGGAGCCUGACUUUUGGACACAAGUACCUUCUGACGCAGUUCCAGGCUUUGUAGAACCAACGAUUACUCCUCAACCCAUCUCCACAGCAACAUCUCCCCCUCAAAAGGUUAAACGCGAGUAUGAUAUCACCGCCCCUGAUAGUCCAUUGCUUUCUCUGUUUCCCCUAAACUCCCCAGAUAUCCUUAAGGAAGUUCUUCCCGGCCAAGUUCCAGGAUGGGAUCAACACGCCAUAGCUAAAGAGAAAAAACUCAAGUCUCGGGAAUAUAAUAUAAAUGCUCCAGAUAGUCCCUGGCUUCCUCUUCUCCCCCUAACUUCUCCAGAAAUUCUCAAAGAAGUCGCUCCUGAUCAAGUUCCAGGUUGGAAACAACAAGCUAUUGUUUCAAGAUCUCAUAUAAUGAAACGUGAAUACGAUAUCAAUGCCCCUGACAGCCCCUGGAAACCCCUCUUCCCUCUUACCUCCCCAGAAAUCCUCAAAGAAGUCGCCCCCGUUCAAGUUCCGGGCUGGAAACAAAAACCCGUCUCCCCGCCGCCCUCACCCGCAAAACGCGAAUACGAUAUCAACGCCCCCGACAGCCCCUGGCGACCCGUCCUUCCCCUCUACACCCCCUCCAUCCUCAAAUCCGUUCCCGAAGACCAAGUUCCCGGUUGGCGAGGCCAAGCUUCUGCUCCUCUCAUUCCCGAUUCCAACAUUCCUCCACGAACUAAAUCUAAAUCUAAACCCAAAACCAAACAUCGUCGCCAACUCGGGCCUCUCCCAGAAAAUUUCCUCGAACCUCCCGGCCGUCCAGAUUUUAUCAAAGCCUUCCCAGAAAAAGACAACAACAAACACCUCCCCGCACCCUUCAACAAAAUGCUCGGUGCCGUCGACCCCCAAACCGGCAAAAAAUUACCCAUCCCAAAGCCGAAACCCAGAUACAGCCAUUCGAAAAUCAGCCUGCAGAAAUUCCCCAGCUUGAAAGAAAUCGGAUUGGAACAAGACGGGAGAGAACAUCACAACAAAGAGCGCAUAGAUGAAGAUGAAGAUGAAGAUGAAGAUGAAGAUGAAAAAACCGAAAACGCAAAAAGAAUCUCGGAUCUGCAAAAAAUUAGAGAUAGACGCUAUGCGCACAAACUCCAUUUACAAGGAACGCCCAAAGCGUAUGCGGAGAUGCGCGAGAAGAGCGAGGGAAGGGUACGUAAGGGACAGAGGAAAAUGAAGAUGGAGGAGUGGGAGGAGAGGAUUUUUAGGGGAGUGAGGGAAGAGGGAGGGAAAGGGGAGGAUGGGUUGUUGGGGAGGGAGGAUGCGAUUGUUGAUCGUGGGGGUUUGGGAGGGGAUGAGCAGGAACUGGGAGGUGUGGAUGGGGAGGAAGAAAAUUGGAUUGGGAGAACUUGGAGUGGGAAGAGGAAGGGGAUGAAAAUUCGUUUGGAGAGGUAA
Molecule: messenger RNA, 1998 nt
Organism: Botrytis sinoallii
Lineage: Eukaryota; Fungi; Ascomycota; Leotiomycetes; Helotiales; Sclerotiniaceae
Exons: 1
Coding region: 1-1998 (665 amino acids)
Source: RefSeq, a predicted model, not a curated record